UUGCAAAAAAAAAAAAAAAACGCAGAAGGAGCAAGUGUUCGAUUCCCGCGUUUCUGCCACAACAGCACCAGAGCCAAUGUCGAAGGCGAGAAGAAACUCGGUCUCUGCAACGGCUCUCAGCCCAAAAGUAUCACCCAACUCCGAGCAGAAGAAUCCGAACACGAUAACCCGAACUCCCACCACAAUCCUCUCUUCCCCGCUCUUCAAAUCUGUGUUAUUGCAUGAUUGGUGGCUGGUAAGGGCUCCUCAUGGGAAGGGUUUAGCUGUUGGAGGGGUUGCUUCGUUAGAGAGAGUAGGAGUAAGAAUCUUUUGCUCUGCUGCAAUUUCCCAUAGACAUGAUGCCACCACUCUUGAUACAAUGGAUGGCAUAAAAAUUACAAUCAGUGGUUUCAUAAAUAGGUCUCGGACACAUCAAAAUGGUUUUCCAUCUGAGGUAUGCAAUCGUUUCCUGCUUGGAUUUCCCUAUAACUGGGAAGAGUAUGCUGUUGGUUGUUCCGGGGAAGACUCUACUGACAGAGGUGUUUCAACAAGGGUUUCUACUUCUGAUGACUCAUCUUUGGGUUUCAGAAGAGAUGGAACUUUUCCAUUUUCUUUAGAAGAUCUCCCAGUGACUAGGAUAGGUGAUCUUUUAAUGUCCACUUUCGGAGAUCGAGAACAUCGUUUAAUAACAAACAGCAUUUACAAUGAUAUACUGGGAAAAUCUAAGGGGAAUAGUCCAAUGCAAAAUGUGAAAUCUGGACUAAAUGACACUCCAUUUUGUCAAAAGGAGAUCGAGGUUGAUCGUAAUUCCAAAAAUGAUAAUAGUGGCUUCAAUUCAAGGGAUAUGACAGGAGUAGAAAAUCAGAAAUCUAUUUGUCAUUCUGAGAUCAGUAUGAAUGUCCUCACCUCAACUAGAGGUGUUUCCACCAGAAGCAUGACUAGAUUGAAGAAUUCUAGAUUGGAACAGGAAGACAGACUUUCACCCGACACUCACACGAAGCGUAACUAUAGUGAUCAGGCUACUUCGUCCAAUGCUGCUAGAAACAUAAUUGAAGUGAGUGUGCCAAGAAGAGCUACAAAGGUGAGCCGUCCAACAAAAUUAUUUGGAGAGGAUAAAUGUGUAUCAGGAAUUUCUGAUGCAUCUGUCAGAAGAUCAAGCAGGAGGCUGAUGAAUAUGAAGAAAUGAUAUGCAAGGAAUAUGUAUUUACAUUAAAAGAAUGCCUCAAAUGUACGAUAAUCACAACCACAAGUUGACAUUUAAAUGCGUUUUUCCUUGUGUUUCAUAAUAGUUUACUUUGUAUCAGACAUUGUAUUUAGUGUAACUAACUCUUUUUGUUCAAAACAUACUGCCACUUCCCUAUAUUUACGAUCUUUUCAUUUGUUGUAAGAUGACAAAGGCUUGGAGCUCC
Molecule: messenger RNA, 1388 nt
Organism: Juglans regia (Persian walnut)
Lineage: Eukaryota; Viridiplantae; Streptophyta; Magnoliopsida; Fagales; Juglandaceae
Exons: 4
Coding region: 77-1165 (362 amino acids)
Source: RefSeq, a predicted model, not a curated record